Molecule: messenger RNA, 1554 nt
Organism: Parnassius mnemosyne (clouded apollo)
Lineage: Eukaryota; Metazoa; Arthropoda; Insecta; Lepidoptera; Papilionidae
Source: the annotation of a GenBank genome assembly
AUGAAAAGUUCCUGGUUUUUAGUUUUAAGUACUCUAGCUUUUGUGAAAUGUAUUGAACAUGACUUUAAAGGAUUUGAUGACACCAUAUUAUUUGGCAUAAAUUGGCCUGGUUCAAAGGAUGUCCUAGAAAAUGUAGUCGACGGAGUUAACAAGCCUCAGCCUAAGGAGGUUAUGCAAGUGAUGACAUCACAAAAUGAGAAAUAUGAAUGUCACUUGCCAGAACUUCAGUCCAGGGAGGCAAUGAAUAUUGAGGAAUAUGAUGGACCAACACCAAUUAGUUUAUUGAAUCCAUUAUUUUCUCUGAAAAUUUGCACAUACAGACUAGAAAGCUACUGGAGCUAUGAAGUGUGUCAUGGCAGGUACAUCAGGCAGUACCAUGAGGAAAGAGAUGGAAAACAAGUCAAAACUCAGGAAUUCUAUCUUGGCCUCUGGACCUUAGAGGAUCAAAUGAAGCUAAUGACAGAUUUAAAAGCAACAAAAGCACCACUGAAAACUACAAAAGUUGAAAGAGUUGCCUUGCCUUCUGUGGAAAUAAUAAUGGAUGGAGGUACAAUGUGCGACCUGAACGGCAAACCUCGCAUCACAAGAGUACACUAUGUUUGUUAUAUCAAUGGAAAGAACGAAGUAUACUCUUUCAAAGAGACUGCUACAUGCGAGUAUGAAAUUAUCAUAUUAACACCGUUGCUUUGCGAACAUCCUCAGUUCAAACCGAAAGAUGUUAGUGAGAAUAUAAUCAAUUGCUAUCCGCAACUUGGCGCCGGAAAAAAACCCUAUAAUUUGGUUAAAAUGGAAUUUGAAGAUAUGAAAUUUCAAUAUGAUACAAUGAAAACCAUAAACAAUAAUGAUCAGGAUGCUAAGGAUAUUGUUGCCGUGUUGAAAGUUGAGAAAAUUGAUAAGGACGGCGAAACGCACCUUAAGUUUGAACUGCAUCCGUUAAACGAGGAGGAGGUAACGGAAGAGUCCAAAACGACGCCCAUGAUAGACAAACCUCUAUCAACCGUCAAGGAUGACACGCCUGUACGCGCUUUCCUCAAUGGCGAGAAUUGCUUAAACGGGGGUACAGGUUGGUGGAAAUACGAGUUCUGCUACGGGAAACACGUGAUUCAGUACCACGUGGACAGGAACGGCGAAAAGACCACUUUGCUUCUCGGCAAGUUCAACGAAGAGGCCCACCUAGAGUGGAUCAAGGAGAACAGGGGCAAAGCACCUAAACCAAUCGAUGUCCGCACGUCCAUAUCACAUUUCUAUUCUGGCGGCGACGUAUGCGAUAAAACCGACAAACCUCGGCAGACCGAAGUUAAACUUAAAUGUUUGGAGAAUUCCUCGAGUCCAGCUCAAGUAUCGUUGUAUCUUUUGGAACCAAGAACUUGCCAUUAUAUCCUUGGCGUUGAAUCACCAUUGAUAUGCAACAUUUUACCGUUGGCCGAUGAGAAUGGUCUCAUUAAAUCAACUAAAAUCGGUACUGAGGUGCCAGAAGUGAAGUCAGACACCAAAAAAGUCGUAGAGGAAAAGGAGGCGAAACAGAAAGACGUUGAAAAGUUUGGCUAUGAUUAG